AUGCUCGCACCUUCUUCCGACUAUGGAUACGUCCCUUCACCUGCAAACACUAUGAAUUACAAUCAACACCACGUACAGAGUGGUGAACGUCCCAAGCUCUUUAUGCAGCCGCCAAUUCUAGGCGACUUCAGUCACAUGGUUCAUCAUGGUACGUCUCAACACGGUAUGACACCACAACACUCGACUAUGACGCCGCAACAUGUCAUGGGUACGAAAUACGAGUCAGAGCCACUCAUGAUGAACGUACAAGGGACACCUCAUUACUACCCACCGUCUCAAAUGGGUACACAAAUGUUGCACGUGUCGUCCGACUAUGAGUAUGCUAAAGGCAGCGUGAUUACGCCUUCGAGUGUCCGCAGUAACUCUAAACGUUCACGGGAAGACCUUAAUUUGAAAGAAAAGAAGCGGAUGUUCAAGCUCAAUGACCGUAUCAAUCAACUCAAGGACAUGCUCGAUGAGGCUGGAGUACAGACGAAGAAGAACAAACAGUCGAUAUUGGACAAUGCUGCUCAUUAUAUUGAGAUGCUGCGUAGCAAUUUGUUAAUUGCUAAGCAAAAGGCCGAACGGGCCGAAAAACAGGCGGAAGUCUAUCGUUCACAAGCGCAAAAGACGUCUCAAGGCACGGAGAAAGUCGUCCGUGGAGUGUUUCAGAAGACGACGACACCUCGAGUUGUCGUGGACAUGAACAUGCAGACUAUCACGUUCAAUCAUGCCUUUAUGAAACACACGGGUCAGUCGGAACUCGUGCUAAAGAAACAAAAGACACUCCAGCCGUACUUGUGUGCAGACCAAAGCACGUUAUACAACAUCAUGAAGAAGGUUUGUGACACUAAUCAGUCGAUCAGUGCAGUCGUGAAGACGCCCGUUGCAGGAGGAAAGACAGUGACUGUCAAUCUAGUGGCUGCAGUUAUUACUGACGACAAUGGGAAAGCGACAAACGUCGAAUUCAGUCUCAUUCCGAUGGAGACGUCGCAACGCAUUGUACCGUCGAUGCGACAGAACGCCGAUGCAGUUCACGACGAGGCCGAGACAUCCGCGGAGGAAUCGGUAACGGACGGCGAGACGAAGGACAAUUUGCAAUUGUGA
Peronospora farinosa is the source of this 1086-nucleotide messenger RNA. The record is from the annotation of a GenBank genome assembly. NCBI's taxonomy places the organism in Eukaryota, Oomycota, Peronosporomycetes, Peronosporales, Peronosporaceae.